GUCUCGGCCCGCGCUGACGCAGUCAUGGCGGAGGCGGCUUUGGAAGCCGUGCGGAGCGAGUUACGAGAAUUCCCGGCCGCUGCAAGGGCUGAUCAGAAAGUAAAGGUGAGUGGCAUGGUGUGGCCGUGAGAGAUGCAGUGUGACCUCAGAGGUGAACAUCAGUGCCGGGACCAUUUGGAGCAGGAUGUGGUAACCACCAAGUGGAAACCAUGGCCUUUUGGCUCGACCUAGAGCGUGAAUGUAGCAAAGCGAAGCCCUGUACGCUUUAGAAAAACCAGCAGAAAGACACUCCAGUCUGAGUGAGCAGCUGGAACAAAGCUCUGCUGAGCUGAACACUCAACAGGACUACCUGCCUGCAGAGAGAGGAGCUAUCCUCUUUGCUGAGAGCUGAACACUCGUUGGGACACCCUGGCUGCGGAGAGGAGCUGCCCACUGUGGGUCUCCUCUGAGCUAUUCUAUGGCUCAGUAAAGCUCCUCUUUGUCUUGUUUACCCUCUGCUUGUCUGUGUGUACCUCAUUCUUCCUGGAUGCAGGACAAGAAUUGGGACCUGCUGAGUGGCGGGGCUAAAAGAGCUGUAACAUGAAGAGGGCUGAACCAUGCGUCUUGCUUGCCACAUUGUGGGUGACCAGAAGGAAAGAAGAGCUGCGGCCCUUUGGGGAGUCCAGACCCAGGAGCUCCCCAAGGUGGGGUUCUGACACCCUCUUUAGGGCUCUGCAGUUCCUGGUAUCUGCAAGCUUCCAGGCACCACCAUGCUUCCCAGUGUCAGCUGUGGAAGCUGCUUAUGGUACACCUGGUCUAGCUGCAGCCUUGCAGGAAACCAGCGCCUGUGUUGGCACCUGAAGCUGCCUGCCCCACCGCAGCCCACAUGCCUAGCUGUGCGCAGUGGCCAAACCCCACACUCAUUCGCUCACACACCCCUCGCUGCCCCACUCGCCCUUGGCAGGUGUGGGAUCCAGGCCGGAAGCAUGAGCUGAGCACAGCCUGCAGGGCCGAGUGGGCCCAAUGGGGCCGAGUGGGCCCAAUGGGCCCGAGCAAAACAGGCAAAGGCAUCACUGGCCACAGAGGUUUCCAGCUGGUAAAGCAACACCCCAAAGAUCCCGUGACAGUUUAUGGCUGCGGUGAGCUAUUAUUGCGUCACUGCACUUCAGCCUGGGCAACAGAGCAAGACCCUGUCUCUUAAUCUCAGCGAGUACAACAGGAAGAUGUACUGAGCCCCAGACCACCCCAUCUCUCAAGGUGACUGCUUGGAUGGGCUGGCGUGACUGGGAAGGCCUUUGCCACUUUCUUCUCUCCUGGAUUCCAUAUCUACUGGAUGGGUGCCAUCUUGCCUCUAGCCAGGGAAGCAAGCAGGCACACCAACUCUUUCCUUUCCAGUAUUCCUGGGCCCAGUGGGGUCUUCUCACUCAGUUACAAUAUUUGAUCUAAGAACAUUCACUUUCCAACUGAUCAGAAAGUAAAGGUGACUGGCAUGGUGUUGCUGUGAGAGGCGCAGCGUGACCUCAGAGGUGAACAUCAGUGCCGGGACCAUUUGGAGCAGCAUGUGGUAACCACCAAAUGGGAACCACGGCCUUCUGGCUCGACCUGGAGCAUGAAUGUAGCAAAGCGAAGCCCUGUACACUUUAUAAAAACCAGCAGAAAGACACUCCAGUCUGAGUGAGCAGCUGGAACAAAGAGCUCUGCAUGCCUCUUGUUGUGCCCUACCUGGACAAACCCCCAACUCCGCUCCACUUCUACCGGGACUGGGUCUGCCCCAACAGGCCGUGCAUCAUCCGCAACGCUCUGCAGCACUGGCCGGCCCUCCAGAAGUGGUCCCUCCCCUAUUUCAGAGCCACAGUGGGCUCCACAGAGGUGAGUGUGGCCGUGACCCCCGAUGGUUAUGCGGAUGCCGUGAGAGGGGACCGCUUCAUGAUGCCAGCUGAGCGCCGCCUGCCCCUGAGCUUCGUGCUGGAUGUGCUGGAGGGCCGGGCCCAGCACCCUGGAGUCCUCUAUGUGCAGAAGCAGUGCUCCAACCUGCCCACCGAGCUGCCCCAGCUGCUGCCUGAUCUGGAAUCCCAUGUGCCCUGGGCUUCUGAAGCCCUGGGAAAGAUGCCCGAUGCUGUGAACUUCUGGCUGGGGGAGGCGGCUGCGGUGACUUCUUUGCACAAGGACCACUAUGAGAACCUCUACUGCGUGGUCUCAGGAGAGAAGCAUUUCCUGUUCCAUCCGCCCAGUGACCGGCCCUUCAUCCCCUAUGAGCUGUACAGGCCGGCAACCUACCUGCUAACUGAAGAGGGCACCUUUAAGGUGGUGGAUGAAGAGGCCAUGGAGAAGGUGCCCUGGAUCCCACUGGACCCCUUGGCGCCAGACCUAGCACGGUACCCUAGUUACAGUCAGGCCCAGGCCCUUCGCUGCACGGUGCGGGCCGGUGAGAUGCUCUAUCUGCCGGCUCUGUGGUUCCACCACGUCCAGCAGUCCCAGGGCUGCAUCGCAGUGAAUUUCUGGUAUGACAUGGAAUACGACCUCAAGUAUAGUUACUUCCAGCUGCUCGACUCCCUCACCAAGGCUUCAGGCCUUGACUGAUGGAGCACUGGUGAACACGACCAAGCAUGCCUCGGGGGACGGGGCCAGCCCCUCCCUGGCCCG
Messenger RNA from Gorilla gorilla gorilla (western lowland gorilla), 2622 nucleotides. Its product is annotated as bifunctional peptidase and (3S)-lysyl hydroxylase JMJD7-like. The transcript has 9 exons. Lineage: Eukaryota; Metazoa; Chordata; Mammalia; Primates; Hominidae. The coding region runs from base 1681 to 2559 and encodes 292 amino acids. The record is from RefSeq and is a predicted model, not a curated record.